Molecule: messenger RNA, 1110 nt
Organism: Triticum turgidum subsp. durum (durum wheat)
Lineage: Eukaryota; Viridiplantae; Streptophyta; Magnoliopsida; Poales; Poaceae
Source: the annotation of a GenBank genome assembly
AUGAGCCGCCUCAUCAGCACGAUCGGCAGCGGCGUCCGCUCACCGAUGGCGUCCGCGGCCAUCGCCGCCGGCGGCGGCACACAUAAGCGCCCGCGAUGGCCCAGUGUGCGCAUGGGAAGGACAAGAGUCAGGGGUUGUUGCAGCUGCAGCUGUAGCGGCACCAAGACGGAGGCAGAACGUGGGGACACGAGGCUCGUGGUGAUCGUGGGGGCAACGGGCACCGGCAAGACCAAGCUGUCCAUCGACGCGGCCCUAGAGCUCGAUGGCGAGGUGGUGAACGCCGACAAGAUCCAGCUUUACCGCGGCCUCGACGUCACCACCAACAAGGUGAUGCCCGCCGACCGCCGCGGCGUCUUCCACCACCUCCUCGGCGCCAUCCGCGCCAACACCGGCGAGCUGCCCGCCUCCUCGUUCCGCUCGCUCGCCGCCGCCACGGCGGCCGACAUCGCGGCCCGCGGGCGCGUGCCAGUGGUGGCCGGCGGGUCCAACUCCCUCAUCCACGCCUUCCUCGCCGAGCGAUUUGACGACCACGCCCCUCGGGACCCAUUCGCCGCUGCGGCGACCGGAUACCGGCCGGCGCUCAGGUUCCCCUGCUGUCUCCUCUGGGUCGAUGUCGACGAGGCAGUUCUGGACGAAUACCUCGAUCGGCGCGUCGACGAUAUGCUGGGUGAGGGCAUGGUCGAGGAGCUCCGCGAAUACUUCGCGACAACGUCGGCCUCCGAGCGGGCCUCGCACGCCGGGCUGCGCAAGGCCAUCGGAGUACCGGAGAUCGGAGACUACUUCGCCGGGCGCAAGAGCCUCGCCGCCGCAGUAGACGAGAUCAAGGCGAACACGCGGGUGCUCGCGGCGGCGCAGGUCGGCAAGAUCCGGCGCAUGGCAGACGGCUGGGGCUGGCCCGUUCGGCGCCUCGACGCCACCGGCACCGUCCUUGCGCGGCUCGCGGGCGCCGGGCGCGACGCCGAGGCCGCGGCGUGGCAUCGCGACGUGCGCCGGCCGGGCCUCGCCGCCAUGCGGCAGUUCCUACGCAGCCAAGGACUGUCCAGAGACGACGACGCCGACGAAGAGGACGGAGUAGUGACACGGAGACAAUGCCAUGGCAUGGUGGGGUAA